This is a messenger RNA of Megalobrama amblycephala (Wuchang bream), 4197 nucleotides long. RefSeq names its product peroxisomal membrane protein PMP34 (gene slc25a17l). Gene Ontology annotation, cellular component: peroxisomal membrane. Gene Ontology annotation, molecular function: AMP transmembrane transporter activity; FAD transmembrane transporter activity; ADP transmembrane transporter activity. NCBI's taxonomy places the organism in Eukaryota, Metazoa, Chordata, Actinopteri, Cypriniformes, Xenocyprididae. The record is from RefSeq and is a predicted model, not a curated record.
CCACAAGCUCCAUCUGCUGGAAGAACCACUGCCAGUCCUCAGUCGUCUGACUGCAGUGCGUCAUCCCGCCUCUCGGGGCGGUAGAGAGCAGCGGGAUCGAGAAGGAGCAGCACAAAGAAUGCGGAAUUGCGGAAGUAUAACGUGAUUCUGUUGUCGGCACCAACAAUGAAUAUAAAUUAAGCCAGGAGUGAUUAGUUGACUAAUUUACAUAAAGCUAAGACUCAGCAAUCAGGCUUUUGGACUGGAGAGAGAGUAAAAGAUGUCAGACAGCAGCAGAUCAGUCGGCCUGCUGUCAUAUGAGACACUUGUGCAUGCGGUGGCAGGUGCAAUGGGCAGUGUGACAGCAAUGACAGUGUUCUUCCCUCUGGACACAGCCAGGAUCAGACUUCAGGUGGAUGAGAACCGGAAGUCCCAGUCCACUCCCAUCAUUCUGGCUGAGAUCGCGAAGGAGGAAGGCUUAUUGUCUCUGUAUCGAGGCUGGUUUCCGGUCAUUUCUAGCCUGUGCUGCUCUAACUUUGUCUACUUCUACACAUUCAACACACUGAAGAGAGUGAUGGUCUCGGACCGGUCCAAACCUGCCAAAGAUUUGCUCAUGGGCUUCAUAUCAGGCACUGUUAAUGUGCUCCUGACGACUCCCAUGUGGGUGGUGAACACACGACUGAAGCUUCAGGGGGCAAAGUUCAGGAACGAAGAGCUCCAUCAGACCCACUAUAAGGGCAUAUUUGAUGCCUUCUCCCAGAUAAUAGCCAAUGAGGGAGUGGGAACGCUGUGGAACGGGACACUGCCGUCUCUUGUGCUGGUGUUCAACCCCGCUGUGCAGUUCAUGUUCUACGAGGCUAUGAAGCGAGCAGGACGUGGAGGCAGGAAGAUAUCAUCACUUGAGAUCUUUCUCAUCGGUGCCAUCGCUAAAGCUAUCGCAACAUCUGCAACGUAUCCUCUACAGACGGUUCAGGCCAUUCUGAGGUUUGGCCAGUAUAAGUCAGAUGGUAAAGGGGGUCUAGUGGGCAGCCUGAGGAACGUGGUUUCUCUGCUAAUGGACCGGAUCAAGAGACACGGGCUGCUGGGUUUGUAUAAAGGUCUGGAGGCGAAGCUGCUGCAGACUGUGCUGACGGCGGCCCUCAUGUUUGUGGUGUAUGAGAAAAUCACUGCUGCCACCUUCAAACUCAUGGGCCUCCAGAGGAAACUCAAGCACUGAGAUACUGUAGCCUUCAUUCAUGACUACCUCUCUAACACACACACACACACCCUCAGGAGGAGAUUCACAUAUCCCAUCAGUCACUGCUCCACUAACAUGGGUUCAUCUGGGUAAGGUUCAGUCCUACCUUAACACAGGUCAGUUUAAAGCAUGAAAAAGGGCAUUCAUGUACCUUUUAGUUUUUAACAUAUUGCUUUUUUUAAAGUUUACAUGAUCAAGUUUCUUUUAUCAGAGUCUUAGAGAAAAUGUGUUACUGAUUUAAAACAUCUUGUGCCACAGAAGUCUUUUAUAACAUCUUAACCAGAAGCAAAUCAUGUUUCUGAAUUUAAAAAUUAAAAUCCUGUCAUUUACUCACUCUGAUGCCAUUCCAAACCAGUAUUGUUAAUGCAAACUAAAACUAUGGACACUUUUCACAUUUCCGGGGCUCUCAGAAGUGGAAGUCGUCAUAGUUGGCUAAACACUUAUAGCAGUGCACAGGAAAAGACAGCAAAUGUAAUUUUUUUUUUUUUUCACAUUUGCUCCAAUAGCAAAAGAAAAAAAUCCAUUAGCUUGCUUACGACUCUCCAAAAGAGUGAAAAAAUAUCGAGAGAUUGAUUACGUUGGUCAGAAGAGAGAAAGAUGUAGAAUUUGCUGUCACUCCCUCAGCCAUUGUAUUAGAAACACCCUCACAGCAGCAUUAAUUCAUUUUUUGUAAUUAACUGCCAAGGUAAUAUAACACAAAGUUUAGUGUUAUAAAUGUACAGUAUGCUAUGUUUUUUAAAUAUGAAAAACUUUACUAGAGUUGCAAUGUUGAUAACUGGAAACGCAUCAUCACAGUCUUUGAAAAGGGUCCAUUAAGUUGUUUUUGUUGAUGGAAAUAAGGCUGAAAUAAAAUAUAAACAUUAGAUGGAAACACUUAGUUACCUCAGCAACUAACAGAAAUAAAAUAUUCAAGUUGAAGUGCUAAAAUUAAUAAAACUUAGAAAUGAAGCUAAAUAGAAAUAAUAAUAAAAAAAUUGACAACAGCACAUAACAAAAUGACUAAAUCUAAAAGUAUAUAAAUAAUACUAAAGUAAUGUUGUUCCAACAUGAAAAAUGAAUGUUCAAGCUUUUAUAGAAAAAGCCAGCAUUAACCUGAUGAGCUCCGUAAAGACAAUAAAUGUCCCAAGUGCAUGGAAGAGCCUGAAAUAUGCAUCAAUAUUCUUCCCCUCCGCUGCAGUUCUUAAUUGUGGAUUGACAUCAGACCGGUUUAAAUGUGUAGUGAGUGAAAUUUGAGAGCUAUGGCAGACAGCAACAUUUUAGUCUGUUCCACACAGAGAACUGUUUUAUGAGUUUAGAAGACCUUGACUGUAACUUUUAGGGCAUAGUUUUAGCAUAGAAAGAGCAGCAUGAACAUUUUUCAGAAUAUCUUUUAUGUUUCACAGAAAGAAUAGGAGUUUGUAACUACAUGAGGGUGAGUAAAUGAUGGCAGAAUUUUCAUUUUUGAGUGAAAUUUGUCUAAUAGUAGAUAUUUGGUUGUCAUUGGGAACUGAAAAGUGUAUGAAAGUUUGAAUUAGGGACAUCUGUCAUGUGAAUAGAGAUCAAUUAAUAUAUAUUUGGCACAAAUGGUAUUGUGCUUUAAUAAAUGCAGUAGAGCCUUAUAAGUGAUGUGCUGCUAUGUCACGUGACAAACCAAGCAAUGGUCUUUGUUUUACCAUCAAUAGAUAAAAUCUGGAGCUGAUCAGAGCUGUCCUCUCUGAUCCGCCAAAUCAAUGUUACUGAUUCUGAAAUAUUCUCAAAGCCUGUUUUCUUUUACUUUGUACAAUGAACAAUUUUGGCACCAAUUGAUGUCCAAUGUAAAAUCUGGGUCCUGGAGCAAAACCAGUUGAGAAUCACUAAUCUAGAGGAUGUUUUUCUUUUGUGAUGAUUGGGUUAGCUGAUUUCAUGCCAUUGACUGACAACUCCCAGUUUUAAUUUGAGAACAAAAAAGUUCUUUAUUGGAUUUUGAGUGCAUCCAAUUAUAUUUAAGUUUUAAAUUGCACGAUUAAUCAUUAAAAGAUCGCGGUCUUAUUCCUAAAUGAAAAAUGAUUCGGCUAUGUCUAUUAAACCUUUGAUGAGUACGAUUAGAGUGAACGUUCAAAUCUGCUUUCUGAGCCAGAGAGAGCAGUUGUCAUGUAAAGGUAUGAAACAACUUCACAAACAGUCUUUUCAAUCACAGAAUCAUUAUUUCUGUGGUGAAAUAAUUCAAAUUACUACAGAAGUAAAAGUUUAUAGUUCAGAUAUAAGCACUGAUGUCUAUGGAAGUGAUCAAAAUGAAGUAAAUCAGCUUUUGAAAGUAAUGUUUUAAAUAACGAUUGUAUGAAUUACAUCAUUACACCAGUAGGUGGCGACAAGUGACUGUUAAAUAUAUUUGGCAUUGAAACUUUCAUUCAAGAGAUUCAUUCAGAAAUGCGGAUUCAUCCAGUAAUGAAACAAAGUCUUGACGAGUGAGUCAUUGAAUCAUUCACUCAAAUUUAAAAAUUCAAAAAUUCUAAUUAAGUAUAUUUAAAUAGACUGCAGCAAUUAACAUAUAGCCUCUAGUAAAUUAUUUUGUUUAGUUGUCCAUUUGAAUUGCGGGAGAAUUGUGCAGCUAUAACUUAAAAGAUAUUUAUCACAAUUUAGCAUUCAUGAAAGGCAUUUUAAAAAACACCGCUCGGUGUAAUCCUGAGCUCGAGGUCAAGGUGAAAUUAUUCACACCAUACUUGCCUUAAAUAUGCAUUUUUGAGAGAAAAGCUUCCAGUUUACAGAGGUCUUACCUGCUGUGUCAAUGAAACUGGUUUGUCUUGUGGACCACGUACAAUAGGAUAUUAAAAACUAAGAGUUUACAUAAUGAACUUGCAACUAAGACUUUGUACUUAAGUUUCUUUAUUUCAAAAUUUAUAGCACAUAUUUUUUUUGUAAUUUUAUUUGUAUAACCUCUGUUAUUUAACUGUACUUGUACUUUUUGGCAUGUUUAAAUGAAUUGCAAACUUUAAGCGAAUGCUAAUAAAAGCGUUUGAUGAAGA